CAAAGUUGGUAGCAUGAAGAUCUUAAUGUUCAUUUCAUUGUUCACGCUGGUAACAGCGUGUGGGUCGUAUCCACAAACAGUGGCUAUCUGUGAGAAACGUUUGGAGGAGAGUGUGCCCGAAGAAUGGAUGUUCGAGGCUGACGCACGACCCUCAAACCUUGCGGCGCUCAACGUCUCGCUUGCUGAACCAGAAGACACACACGAGGACCAACCUAAACUUGCGUUGACAAUCAGCUGGGCCAUCAGUAUAGAUCAGAGCAAUGACCAUCUUGUGGGUACUUGGAUCAGCAUUCUAGGUCAUGGAAACCCUUUCAGAUGUCAAUAUCAGCCUCCGUUUAAUGAAACUGACACCACUGGUUAUGAACAGUUGUGGUUUAAUCUCACGGGUGUUGAAGCAGAGCCAGAGAAAACUUACUAUGUCAGUGGAUACAACAUCCCUAUGCCAGUGAUUGGAGAUGACUCAGGCUCAAAAGAUACACAAUUUCAAACACCUGGCUGCUCUGAUAAAACAAUGAUGCAUCAUGAUUCUUGUGUGAGAAAAGGAUGUCUUUGGGAUCCAAAUGUUACCAGCAUCCAUUCAAAAAAUCAAGUAGAAGUAAGCUUUACAUCAAGCAAGUACUCAACAGAGUAUAUCAUCAGGUUGUGCCGAUCAAAGUCAGAGCUGGAAUGUACAGGUGGUGAAUACAUCAGUAAAGUCACGACUUUCACAGAUGGAGAAUCCAGAUGGAUGACCACACUGAAUUCCACAGGGCCAUGUGACUUUCUCCACAUUGAGAUUGUACCAACGUUUCCUGGCUGGCACCCUUAUUGUGCCCGUACAAGAACUGCAAAAGUGCACUGCACCCCAACAGGGAAGUAUCACAAAAUAAUGUCAUAGUCUGCAUGAAUCCCCCUUUACCUGGCAUACUGUAUGCUGAUUUCACUGUUCUCUGUAAUACAUAUUUUAGGAGAUGAAAUACCCCUCUCAAGCCCUGAAACACAUGCCUCAUAUCUCCAGUGUCAUAUAUUUCUUGUAUAUGUGGUAUGCAGCUCAACUUCAUCUGCUUAGUUUUUAUUCUAAGACUGGCAAAAUCGGAGAGAAUCACUGACUGACUUUAUUUUAUUAUGACUUGUAAAAUCAAUUUUAAUCAUAUCCUUGUUUUCCAGCAGAACCCAACGAGAUGCAGGGCACAGCGUUUGUAUUUUGCCUUGGCUGUGUAGUGGUAAUGGUUAUGUCAGGCUUUGGUCUUUACUGGUACAAAUCUUACGGGGCUCACUCCCCAUUUGGAAAAAUCGCUCAAACCCCCCCACCUUCUUCUGUGCUUGUGGUCUACCCUGCCGAAAACAGAGCCUUCCAGAGGGCUGUCAUGGCUUUCGCCGAAUUCCUGCAGUCUCACUGGCACUGCCAGGUUGCCAUAGAUGUGUGGCAGAGGGGCAGGAUGUCAGAGCAGGGGCCGAUGCGCUGGCUGACCUCACAGAUGGAGAGUGCGGAUAAGGUGGUCGUGGUGUGUGGGCGGAGGGCGGAGCCCUGGGGGACCGAACCCAAACCUCCCAGCUUCCCGGAUCUGAGGGACCACGCGGUGCCUGCCUCCACGGAGUAUGUGUUCUCCCUGGCCCUCAACAUGAUCGGGGGCCAGGCCCACAGCCUGUCCGCCCUCAGGAAGUACUGUACGGUGCACCUGGGGGAGGAGCCUCCCGGGGCGUGCCCCCCCGUGGCCUUGGCGGCGUGCGAGUCGUUCACACUGAUGAGGGACCUGGAGAGACUCGGCAGACACCUCCACGGCGCUCCUGUGCAGGGGGCCUGCUGCUUCCCCACAGCCUGGGAGGGAUCAGGGUCGCUGAACAGCAGCACACCCACAAAGCUAGGAGCUGCCAUACGAGAGCUAGAGGCGUGGGAGAAUUCUCAGUCUGACUGCAAGGGGGAGGCUGAUCCGUUGAUGGCAGUGACGGCACAGCUUUAGGUGCCAGGCGAAAGGAGAUGUUGGGCCGUUGAGUGAAAAGUAGCAUUAUUAUUGUUAUUGAUCACACACUUCCUCUGACUUGCAUGGUUCAAUAUUUUGCACACCCAGAUUUCAAA
Messenger RNA from Megalops cyprinoides (Indo-Pacific tarpon), 2056 nucleotides. Its product is annotated as interleukin-17 receptor B. Lineage: Eukaryota; Metazoa; Chordata; Actinopteri; Elopiformes; Megalopidae. Gene Ontology annotation, molecular function: interleukin-17 receptor activity. The transcript is spliced from 10 exons. The coding region runs from base 1161 to 1940 and encodes 259 amino acids. The record is from RefSeq and is a predicted model, not a curated record.